CUGACAUCUAACCUUAAAACAGUCUGUUUACUUUUGCUUCUCAUUUUGUAGGGAGAUGACAGGAGUGUCCUGCAAGUAGAUAUAAGUGUAGUGAAAAACAUGACUUAAAACAGAAAUAUGUGAGUUUCGUUCGCGUGAAAGUUAUCCGAAACCCAGUGCCAUGCAUUUACCAUUUAAUUACAGAAUUAGGUGCGAGAAAAAAUGACGGUUCCCACAAAAAUCGCAAUUUCCAAAGUUUAUAAUUUCACCAAGUCCUCGCUCUACAAAAGAUACAAAAAUUUUUUCUUUGUUUUACUCAUAAUUUGUAUAUUUAUAGCACUCUCUGUCCCGCUAUUAAACCUCUCCAGCGAUUCGUCUAAAAGUUAUGAAAGAAUCGAUUUUCACAACUUGAAUAACCUACCCCUAGUGAAGUUAACGAAUAGUGUUAGCAUAGUGACUCCUAGAAAUUCGCAAUGCACGCAUUGGGACUGCUUCAACAUCUACAAAUGUGGCCAUACCGGACAUGAUAGGAUAUCGGUGUACGUGUACCCCCUCAGGAAAUAUGUGGACGAAAGGGGUGUGCCCGCCACUGAGCACUUAUCCAGAGAAUAUUAUCAUUUACUUAACGCUGUGAUCAAGUCUAAAUAUUAUACGGCUAAUCCGAAGGAGGCUUGUAUUUUUAUUCCAUCCAUAGAUACUCUCAAUCAAGAUAGACUUAGACUGAAUUUAACGUCUAGAGCUCUCAGUUCUCUUCCAUAUUGGCGGGGAGGUGAGAACCACCUUAUUUUCAACAUGAUAUCCGGCAAUUCCCCGGACUUUGCUCAAGUGAUCGAAUUAGAUGUAGGCAAGGCAAUGAUAGCCGGAGCAGGUUUCGACACCUACACCUUCAGAGAAAAAUUCGAUGUUUCAAUACCGGUAUUUAGUCCUGUAGCUAGAUUAGGAGCCGUAAGGAAUAUAUCUCAUAAAAGAUCUUGGCUGGCGACGUCCUCCCAAAUAAACGUCGAUCCGUUCUUUCUCAACGAACUCCAGAAAUUGCGUUACCACCAUCACGAUUACCUGUUAAUACUCGACGCCUGUCACAGGCACGAAUACACCCAACGAUGCGACAUCGAAACCGGGCAAACCUUCGACUACCCCCAAGUACUCAAAGAGUCCAUCUUUUGCCUCGUCUUCCGCGGAGAAAGGAUGGGUCAAUUCGUUCUGUUGGAAGCCAUGGCAGCUAAUUGCAUACCUGUGAUAAUUUCGGACGGCCACGUGAUGCCGUUCCACGAUACCAUCGAUUGGAAGAGAUUCGCGCUGUUCGUGAUGGAGAGCCACAUCGGUACGCUCAUGGACGUGGUGAAUGGCGUGUCGGAGAAGAGGAUCGUCGAAAUGCAGCGCACUUUGCUGCACAUUUACGCGGCGCAUUUCGCGAACAUGAAGAAAAUCGUCAUGACCGCUCUCGAUGUGCUGCAGGAGAGGGUCUAUCCACAUUUGAGCAGGACCUACGACGAGGUUAAUUUGAGGUCUGACGAAAUCAAUCGAAAUCCUUUAUUCUUUCCAAUGACUUCCCCGAAGUCGCACGGGUUUUCUGCUGUUAUUUUAACGUACGAUAGAGUGGACAGUUUGUUCACGCUUGUAGAAAGAUUAUCGAAAGUUCCUAGUUUGAUGAAAAUUAUAGUCGUAUGGAAUAAUCAGAAGAAAAACCCACCUCCUCUAUCGGAAUUUCCAAAAAUUCAGAAACCUAUAAACAUUAUUAGGACGAGAGCUAAUAAGUUAUCGAACAGAUUUUACCCGUUCAAGGAAAUCGAAACGGAGGCAGUCCUACACUUAGACGACGAUAUCGUGAUGUUAACAUCGGAUGAAAUCGAAUUCGCGUACGAAGUUUGGAGGGAAUUUCCAGACCGAAUAGUUGGAUUUCCUUCUCGAACCCACAUAUGGGACAACGUAACGAACACCUGGAAAUACGAAUCGGAAUGGAUGAACGAAAUAUCCAUGGUACUCACCGGAGCAGCUUUUCUACACAAAUACUGGAGCUAUUUAUACACGAAACACCUUCCCGUCGAAGUGAGAGAUUGGGUGGACGAGCACAUGAACUGCGAGGACAUAGCGAUGAAUUUUUUGGUGGCUAACAUUACGGAUAAGCCGCCCAUCAAGGUGGCGCCCAGGAAGAAGUUCAAGUGUCCCGAGUGCGCCAGCAACGAGAUGCUAUCGGCGGAUUUGGGGCACAUGGUCGAGCGAUCGCAGUGCAUCAGCAAAUUCGAAAGGGCCUUCGGCCGGAUGCCCCUCCGGUCCGUCGAGUUUAGAGCGGACCCGGUGCUCUUCAAAGAUCCGUUCCCAGAGAAAUUGAAACGGUUUAACGAUAUAGGCAGCUUGUAAAUUAUCUAGUUCUUUUUAAUUAAAUUUAGUUGAAUUUGUAAAUAUUGUAAAUAACGUUGUACUGAUUUUUCGAGCAGGGUUAUAUAUUUUUUUAUAUGUUGUAUUAAUUUUUUAUUGUUCCUCGUUUG
Phyllotreta striolata is the source of this 2465-nucleotide messenger RNA. Lineage: Eukaryota; Metazoa; Arthropoda; Insecta; Coleoptera; Chrysomelidae. The record is from the annotation of a GenBank genome assembly.